ACAUUUUAGUAUUAAAAGCCCGUCGCUGGCGCGCGGGGCAUGUUAGCGAAUUUUAACACGUAACGAACAUAGCCGGCACUGUUUUGAGGCUUUAACUUGUGUUGUAUAUUGACCGAGGAACGAACCCUUAACUGUCUGACGGCCUGCAGGGCCAACACCUGCGCCAUGGGGCGGGGGUUACAAUUUUGUACUUUGGCGUUGCUGGUCAUAACAGUGAUCAGCGGGGAAUCUCCAAAGAACGUCACAAAGGCGGACAUAGAAAAAUUUAUACGACAGGGCCGUCAGUACGAUCAAACGUAUCCCAACGACAAUGAAGUUGUAGUCGAUAUACAAGACGAUGAGAAAAAGCAAUACUAUGAAACCAACUACGAUACAAGUGCAUACGGCUUUGGAUACGACGUCGGGCCGAACGGCCAGUUCCACCACGAGAACCGCGGCCCGGACGGAGUGACAUACGGUUGCUAUGGUUAUGUUGACCCUGACGGCUAUCUACGUGCCACGCACUACGUCGCCGACAGCCACGGAUACCGCGUGGUUGAGCCGGAGAAGCCAGUCGAAGUUUUCCCAGAUGAGAAGCAUGAAUACGAUGAAAACUACGUAUCUGGAUCAACACCACCGAUACCUGGGCAAACGAUACCUUGGGAGAAGCUGUACUUCCCGAAAGGUUGCGGGCGUACACCGGGUGGUGUGCCCCCAAGGCCGCCACCGAAACCGACUCGCCCACCACCCACCGUAGCACCGCGCCCUCCACCCGACAGCGCCGGACAGACUAGCAACCCUAAACCAGGAGUUUUGCCACCAGGUGGAGGCGCGUCAAAUGGACCUAAUGGCCCAUACGGUCCCGGUUAUUACCCGGGAACUCCUGGCUCCCCAGGAACACCGGGCACUCCCGGUACUCCAGGCACUCCCGGCACACCGGGCAGUCCAGGCUCUCCAGGAACUCCAGGCGGACCUGGUGGACCAGGCGGUCCUGGAGGCCCCAAUGGAGUUUAUGGACCGAGUGGACAAGGAGGCAACAACGGCCCUUACGGACCGAGUGGUCCUAAUGGACCAUAUGGUCCUGGAGGUCCGAACGGUCCUGGAGGACCCAAUGGACCAAAUGGUCCUGGAGGACCCAAUGGACCAGGAGGGCAAGGAGGUUAUUACCCAGGCACACCAGGAACACCAGGCAGCCCAGGAAGUCCUGGCGGACCAGGCGGCCCCGGCGGUCCAGGAGGACCAGGUGGACCAGGCGGUCCCGGCGGCCCGGGUUCAGGCUCGGGAGGCAGUUACUACCCAGGCAAUGGACAAGGUCAAGGUAGUCCUGGAUCAGGAGGAUCGGGAUCAGGGCCCGGCUCAGGCGGUGGAUACUAUCCAGGCGGUGGACAAGGACAAGGACCCAGUGGACCAGGUGGAUCUGGUGGAGGAUACUACCCAGGCGGCGGACAAGGACAAGGUGGACCAGGCUCGGGGGGCGGAUAUUAUCCAGGCAGUGAACAAGGUCAAGGAGGUUACUAUCCGGGUACCCCAGGAUCGCCAGGGACACCAGGUACCCCAGGCAGCCCAGGAACUCCCGGUAGCCCAGGUGGCCCCGGAGGACCCGGUGGUCCAGGCGGACCUGGCACUGCUGGCGGAUCCGGAAGUCCCAGUGGACCUGGAGGCCCCAACGGCCCUGGAGGCCCCAACGGCCCUAGUGGUCCCGGUGGCCCCAGUGGACCCAGUGGUCCUAGCGGUCCCAAUGGCGGUUAUUAUCCAGGACAAGGUGGUUACUACCCUGGUACACCUGGUACCCCGGGAACUCCAGGACAACAAGGCCAACCAGGUCAAACAGGCUACCCAGGAAAACCAAGUCAACCAGGAACUCCAGGGCAACCAGGACAACCUGGCACUGCGGGACAACCGGGAAGUCCAGGCUACCCAGGACAACCGGGUCAACCAGGACAACCGGGUCAACCAGGACAACCAGGCUACCCAGGACAACCAGGACAACCUGGCACUGCGGGACAACCAGGUAGUCCAGGCUACCCAGGACAACCGGGUCAACCAGGACAGCCGGGGCAACCAGGACAACCUGGCACUGCGGGACAACCGGGUCAACCAGGCUACCCAGGACAACCGGGUCAACCAGGACAGCCGGGUCAACCAGGACAACCAGGCUACCCAGGACAACCAGGCCAACCAGGCUACCCAGGACAACCAGGCUACCCAGGACAACCAGGCUACCCAGGACAACCAGGCUACCCAGGGCAACCAGGCCAAUCAGGACAACCAGGCCAAUCAGGACAACCAGACCAACCAGGACAGCAAGGCCAACCAGGUCAACCAGGCACACCAGGACAACCUGGCACUGCGGGACAACCGGGCAGUCCAGGCUACCCAGGACAACCGGGUCAACCAGGACAACCAGGCUACCCAGGACAACCAGGACAACCAGGCUACCCAGGACAACCAGGCCAACCAGGACAACAAGGCUACCCAGGACAACCGGGUCAACCAGGACAACCAGGGACUCCAGGACAGCCAGGUCAACAAGGCUACCCAGGGCAACCAGGACAACCAGGCACUGCAGGACAACCAGGAUCUCCAGGAACUCCAGGACAGGCAGGUCAACAAGGCUACCCAGGGCAACCAGGUCAACCAGGAUACCCACAAAAGCCUGGACAGCAAAGCACCACAGGACAACCUGGCGGACCUGUAUAUCCAGGACAACCAGGAACUCCAGGACAACCGGGUCAACCAGGACAACCAGGUACUCCAGGUCAACCAGGAACUCCAGGACAGCCAGGUCAACAAGGCUACCCAGGGCAACCAGGACAACCAGGCACACCAGGACAACCUGGCACUGCGGGACAACCGGGCGGUCCAGGCUACCCAGGACAACCGGGUCAACCAGGACAACCGGGUCAACCGGGUCAACCAGGACAACCAGGCUACCCAGGACAACCAGGACAACCAGGCUACCCAGGACAACCAGGCUACCCAGGACAACCGGGUCAACCAGGACAACCAGGCCAACCAGGACAGCAAGGCCAACCAGGUCAAACAGGCUACCCAGGACAGCCGGGUCAACCAGGACAACCAGGCACAACAGGUCAACCAGGAUCCCCAGGACAGCCAGGCACGCCAGGUCAACCAGGAUCUCCAGGACAACCAGGACAACCGGGUCAACCAGGACAACCAGGCAUGCCAGGUCAACAAGGCUACCCGGGACAACCAGGACAGCAAGGUCAACCAGGCCAGCCCGGAUACCCUGGUUCAACAGAAGGCGGUGACUCAGUUGGACAACCUUCAGGAACCGGAGUGCAACCACCAGUAUACGCCCCUGUAAAUCAGAUGCCUCCAUUCCCUAUAUACGUCAUACCGUACCCUCUGCCCAUUGUGCCAAGUCCUUCAUCGUGCCCGUGCUAUUUGCUGCAGCCAGGAAAGAAUGACUCGACGGCAGUGUCUCAGCAACAAGGCCAAGGUUACCCGGUAAAUCAGGGAUACGCUCCAUACGGUAUUAUAGGAUUUAUACCCGUGGUGUUUGUACCGAGCUGCCCAGGCAAUGCAACAGAUAUGCAAACCGCGCAACAAAAUUUCCCAUCUGCAGUACCUGUGCCGUACAACUGCGCCCAGUGCCAAGCGAAUAGGGGCCUUUAUAGAUACCGUGGAAGACUAAACGGCGCACGUAACGUAAACGACCUGAAAAUGAACGACAUCAAAUUAAACGAUUUACGUGAAAUCCGUACUUUAUCGGAACUGGAAACUCUUUUGAAAGAUCAAAUAAAACCAACAAGCCAUCCAGCUAUGCAGCCACUUGUCAAGACAACUAGUACGACGUCGGACCAACAAGAUAUUAAGUCGGACAGCAAGCUAGCUAGUGAGUCGGCCAGCAAGCCAAACAGUGAGCCUGCGAGCAAAAUAGACAGUGAGCCAGCCAGCAAGCCACUCAGCAACGUACCCAGUGAACCAAACAGCCGUGCAAGGAAAAUAGCUUUACGUCGCAAACUAAUUAAAGAUGUUAAGUCAGCUAAAACUGUCACGGCAUUAAGUUAAUGUAUGAAAAAUAAAUUAUUAAAAAUAUUAAGUUUGGUAAUAGGGAGAGUAAAGUGAUAAAACGCGUAAAUAAAUUUUGAGACUGUCUGAUAAUUUACCUUGGACGAUCUCAAAAUUGUAUCAUUUACAUAUUUAUUGAACAAAAUUACGUUUAAUAAAUAAAAAGAUGGAUCGAAUUAUGUAAUAUACUUAUGUAUGUAUUAACAAAAAUGUGUUACAUGGUGGUACCAUAUUAUGUUUUAUAUUUUAAUACUUUCGACACGGACCUUUUGUAAUUAUCGAAUAAUAAAUAAAUAAAUAAAAAUA
Molecule: messenger RNA, 4320 nt
Organism: Papilio xuthus (Asian swallowtail)
Lineage: Eukaryota; Metazoa; Arthropoda; Insecta; Lepidoptera; Papilionidae
Gene: CPR146
Product: collagen
Exons: 17
Coding region: 166-4014 (1282 amino acids)
Biological process (GO): extracellular matrix organization
Molecular function (GO): extracellular matrix structural constituent conferring tensile strength
Source: RefSeq, a predicted model, not a curated record